Messenger RNA from Colletotrichum destructivum, 1493 nucleotides. RefSeq names its product Putative Zeta toxin domain, P-loop containing nucleoside triphosphate hydrolase. Gene Ontology annotation, molecular function: ATP binding; kinase activity. The record is from RefSeq and is a predicted model, not a curated record. NCBI's taxonomy places the organism in Eukaryota, Fungi, Ascomycota, Sordariomycetes, Glomerellales, Glomerellaceae. Bases 253 to 1209 code for a protein of 318 amino acids. The transcript has a single exon.
UUCCGUUGUUGGGCGCUAACCAUGUGAUUGGGUCAGUGAGGUCAUUUGGUGGAGUUGACGAGGGCGGGGCGUGGUGCUAAGGGAACCGGGGUUCGUCUCAUCAUCAUCAACCACCUGCCACUUUCAGUAUACGUAUCGACUCGACGUUGUCUCAACCGCCGACAGGAAAUUGGUCGAACUAGACAGUUGAGACAUCACCAGGUUCACCGAUUUGAUCCCAAUCCGAUUACGCUCCCGUCACAUCCUCUCAUUAUGCCGCCCCCGCCGGACCUGUCCUGCUACAUCCUUCCGGACACCGAGUCCAGGGAGAUCUUUACCACAAAGAUUCUCCCCACCGACCUCCCACCGUCCCUCACACCACACCCGACCCGGUCCCGGCCCCUCGCCGUGCUUAUAGUCGGUCAGACCGGCGCUGGCAAAACGCGCACCGCGCCAGCCGUCCUCGGCGCCAUGGCUCGCUGCCAACCCCCUGUGCACCUCAUCGCCGACGUCUACAAGGCCCAUCACCCGUCCUAUCUUGCCCUUCUCGACUCUGACAACCCUGCUCACGCAUCUCCCGCCACGGGCCCCGACGCGCGCAAGUGGCUCGCCAUGGCCGCAGCCGAGGCCAUUGCCCGCAAGCUCGAUGUCCUCCUCGAGAGCGCGUGCCGCCACCCGGACGACUUCCGUGAGUUGGCGGGCAUGUUUGGCAAGGCCGGCUACCGCGUCGAGGUCGUCAUCAUGGCUGUGCCCGCAGCGCUGAGCAGGCUGGGCAUCCUGCAUCGCUUCUACGAAAGGUUGCCGGAGGCAGGGAGUGGGGGUUUACCUAUCCGGCUCACGCCGGUCAAGGUCCAUGACGAUUCUUACAGGGGGCUCAUGAGUGUAGCAGAGUGGAUAGACGGAGUGAACUACGUCGACAGGAUUCUGGUCGUAAGAAGGGGCAACAUGGUUGCUUUUGCGGAUGAAAGGGGCCGAGAUGGAAAGUUGCAGGGCACGGUGGCUGAAGCUGUAAGGAUAGAGCGAGACCGGCCGCUGACCAAAGAGGAGAGAGAAUCAGCCUUGGCGGACCUGGAAAAAUUGGCCGCACGUGAUGCAAAGCUGGCGGAGCAGGUUAUGGGGUUGCUUGAGCCUUUAUUGGUGGAAGAAGACCAGACCUAUCCGGUGUUGCGUCCCCUAUCUUUCCCGCCUCAUGGCCCGAGGGACGCUUUGCUCACGCUGGGUGAGGUAUGAUAGCUCGUGCGGCAGGUAAUCCUGGGUCCUUGACCAUCAGAGUCUUGCAACUCCAAUCAUAUCAAACCUGGAAUCGACUAGUGCCUUAAGACUGGAAAAUGAUAGGAGAAGGCCAGAGAAUGGAAAGGGGAAUGAAUAGUGUUUCUGACAUGGUGGAAGCAAAACGGUGAGACUGGUUCUGAUCCUCAUGAUUUGGUAACAGCAAAGAAGCAGGACACUGUCUCAUAUGGUGGAUGAUCUCGAACACGUCUUGGGGCCUGGCCCAUACUUUAUCUCUCUCUUAU